Messenger RNA from Ictalurus punctatus (channel catfish), 8361 nucleotides. RefSeq names its product ArfGAP with GTPase domain, ankyrin repeat and PH domain 1 (gene agap1). The record is from RefSeq and is a predicted model, not a curated record. The coding region runs from base 1524 to 5231 and encodes 1235 amino acids. Gene Ontology annotation, cellular component: nucleus. The transcript is spliced from 19 exons. Lineage: Eukaryota; Metazoa; Chordata; Actinopteri; Siluriformes; Ictaluridae. Gene Ontology annotation, molecular function: GTPase activity; GTPase activator activity; protein binding.
GACGCUCAUAUAUCGUGUGUUAGAUGUAUGUAUCUGCUGUGUGUAACACUCGCUGCUGGAACAAGUGUUUUCAUUUCCCCAUACAGGAUUAAACCAGUUUAUCUCCUCUAAUGAUCCAGCUCGUACUUUUAGUCCGUGAUCAUGAUUUUAAAACAAAAAAAAAAGGCGCAGCUCCUCAUGUUCUGUGAACAUUAUGUGCUCAUGAAUAUAGAAAAAGAAAUGUGAGAAAUGAAAAACAUGGGGGGAAAAAAAACAAAACAACAGUCAUACCACUUUGUGUGGACAGAGUCAUGUGAGGGCGUGACUCUUCGGCAGUAGUACUUGAGCAUGUAAGUGAUUUAUUGUGAGCCUGUAAGAGGACCUGGACUCUAGGAGACCUCAGGUGAGCCCGUUGCCUUCAAAACCGUUUGAUUGACAGGGACACUGGUUAAACCCCGCCCCUCUCGCGCGCCGGAUGGUUGUGCAUCCCGGAGCGGAUCACGUGCUCCUCUUACUGUUUUGUCUGCAUUGUUUGCGGAUUGCUUUCUGCACACCUGAAUAUCACAAACUUUUUCUUUUUUUAUUUUUUAGAAGGAAUCUCAAUUCCCCCAUCACGCGCUGCAUUUAUACAUAUAAUUAUAUAUCAUCUUAUUUAUUAUUAUUAUUAUUUAUCCCCCACAUGACACACACUCGUCAUAAACUCCACCUCAGGGACGUGUGGAAGGUGUAUGUCGCUCAAUAAAUGUCUGAUAUAUAUGUAAUAUAUAUCUAUCUGCGGCGCUGUUCGUUUUAAAUCGGUGAUGCAAGCAGCAUGCAACAUAUCCAUCCGUCCCCAUGCUCUCCGGAGAGCGCGCGCGCUCCAGAUCCAGUCCGGCUUUUGCUUUCACCGUGUCUCUCAGAGCGCUCGCGCGCAGAGCAGGACACAGAUCUGCAGACGCGACGUGUUCACGAGCAGCGCGUGAAGUGUGAUAUAUUUAUCUUCUUCUUUCUUUUCUUUUUCUUUUUUGGACACGUGUUUAAUGAGAGUGCAAAUAACAUUGAGGACGCGGCGGUUGAACCCGAAAGCGCGCGCGCGCGCGAGUGAGCGUCGCGGAGGAGGGAGAGAGAGCGAGAGAGAGAGAGAGACACGCGCGCGCACUCACGCACGCACACGCACAAUAGGCAGCAGCACUCAAUUGACCGGGACGCGCACACAGUCCGAGGUGAUUUUCUCUCAAGAUGGACAGCACGGCCGCGGGACACGUAACCGGAGCGUUCACCAGCGCGAGCGCGUUCUCUUAGACCCGGGACAGUCCUGUGAGCCGGUGGAGUUUAGGACGUUAUUCUUUUUGUAAAGUGACCGUCACUCCAGAGAGUUUAAACAUCCCGACCUCCUACUGGAAUCCUACUGUUUAUUAUUAUUAUUAUUAUUAUUAUUAUUAUUAUUAUUAGUGGUGCUCUGUAUUAUUGACCUGUUUUCGGAAUGUUCCUCCGUCUUCAUUGAACCCUGUUUACAUUGGCGUAUAAAAUACAUUUUUUUUUCCUAUGACUGUUGUGUCUGAAGAAUGUACCUGCUUGAUGGAAAUUGCGUGGAGAGAAUGGAUCGGGGCACGCCGCAAAGGAAAACCGUGUACAGGAUCUCUCUCACCUUGGUGAAAAGGGAGAGCUUGCAAGAAGGUGGCGGUGCGGCUGCGAUGCACCGACGGCUGGAGAACCCCAAGGUGGGUGCGUAUCGGAGGGAAGGGUCUGUAGAGAUCCAGCGCAGUUGUCUCCUGGAACAGGUCAAAGAAGUGGAGGACGAAAACGACGAGCUGUCUUCGCAGGCCUACCGGAACUUCCGAACAUUUAGCACCGGGCAGCUGGAACUCGGCAGGUCGAAAAUCACCCGAAAGGUGCUUAAUUUGCGAAGGGAUAACACGAUGGAGUCGAGCGAGAUGCGCACCGGGACGUCGCCAGAGGAUGCUCGAAGAUCGGACCGGAUGGAAAAUGGCGCUCAUUUGCGUGAAAGUAAUGUGCUAGGAAAAGCUGGGGAUGAGAGUAAUGGAAUUAAAGAUGUUGAGACUGAGGUAAGCUGCAGAGGAGCUGCUGGCAACGGGGAAAAUGUGGGUGUUAAAAUGAACAGAAUCCUCCAGACUUCCAGGAGUGCUGAAGAGCAGGUCAGCAGAUGUGCUGCUGAGGAUCAGGCAUCUGGAGAAGGUGGCAGUCUUCCCAAGGACAACAGCCUUGCUUCUUUGCUUGCCAAAGAGAACGGAAGUCCUGCGAAGCAGGCGCCCCAGACCCCGCCGGUUAAGAGGCACCCGAGCUUGCUGCGUCGGAGUUUCAGCUUUCGCCACUGGGCAGGAGGGGAGCUGCUGCGGCUCCGAGCCCUCUCCAAAGAGAAGCAUCACAGCAGCUCGGGCUGCAUUGGGCGUGAUGAGACCCAGACUCGGUCCUCCGUGGUCCUGCAGAAACCAGCCGUCGAGGAGUCUGUCAAGGACGGCGCUCUAGACGUGGACGAGGUCUUUGUUCAGCUGGACUCCUCGAAAGAUCCCAGCCGCAGGGACCGCGCCAAGGGUAAAAACCGCACGCUGGACAACAGCGAUCUCCUCAGGCUCUCUGAGAAACCCCUGGUAGAGAAAGAGAGCUUUCUCCGAACAGCCGGCCUUCGCGCCAGCGGCCAGGAGCGCAGGCUUCUUCGCUUCUUCAGCGGGAUCUUCGUAAAGAAGGACAGUACCUCCACGCCCGUGAGCAGCCCCAGCAAUCGUUCCCUUUUCAAGAAUGGCCUGAUGAGCUCCCAGAGGAGGGCCGUCAAGGGCUCCUCACAGUCCAGCACCGAGAGUGUGAACGGCUUCCUGCGGGACGAUGCCUUCGUGAACAGCCAGGAGUGGACCCUAAGUCGCUCAGUACCAGACCUCAAAGUGGGUAUUGUGGGGAACUUGGCCAGUGGGAAGUCUGCUCUGGUGCACAGGUAUCUGACGGGGACGUACGUUCAGGAAGAGAGCCCAGAAGCUGACGUGGAUGCAGGCGGACGCUUCAAAAAGGAGAUCGUCGUUGACGGACAGAGCUAUCUCCUCCUUAUCAGGGAUGAAGGGGGCCCUCCGGAGGCUCAGUUUGCGUUGUGGGUGGAUGCAGUGAUAUUUGUCUUUAGUCUAGAGGAUGAGAUCAGCUUUCAGACCGUGUAUCACUACUACAGCCGCAUGGCAAACUACCGCAACACUGCUGACGUGCCCCUGGUGCUAGUGGGAACUCAGGAUGCUAUAAGUGCAGCUAACCCUCGUGUCAUCGAUGACGCUCGGGCACGCAAGCUCUCCAACGACCUGAAGAGAUGCACAUACUAUGAAACGUGCGCCACCUACGGCCUUAACGUGGAGCGCGUCUUUCAGGACGUGGCUCAGAAGAUUGUUGCAAACCGGAAGAAGCAGCAACUAUCGAUCGGGCCUUGCAAGUCUCUCCCCAAUUCUCCCAGCCACUCCUCGGUGUGUGCAGCACCCGUCGCUGCAGUACACAUAGCUCAGACCAGUAACGGAGGAGGCAGUCUGAGCGAUUACUCCUCCUCCGUGCCCUCGACUCCCAGCACAAGCCAGAAGGAGCUACGCAUCGACGUGCCUCAGACGGCCAACACCCCGACACCAGUGCGCAAGCAGUCCAAACGUCGCUCCAACCUGUUCACGUCUCGCAAGGCAAGCGAACCAGACAAGGAGAAGAAAGGACUCGAGGGCCGAGCGGACAGUAUCGGAAGCGGCCGCGCAAUCCCAAUUAAGCAGGGAAUGCUCAUGAAGAGGAGUGGCAAGUCGCUAAACAAAGAGUGGAAGAAGAAGUACGUCACCCUCUGCGACAACGGAGUUCUGACCUACCACCCCAGCCUGCAUGACUACAUGCAGAACGUACAUGGGAAAGAGAUCGACCUGCUGCGCACUACAGUCAAGGUGCCAGGGAAAAGACCCCCGAGGGCCAUCUCUACCUGCGCCGCGUCCGGCCCCAAAACUAACGGCCUUGCCAAGGACAUGAGCAACUUACAGCUAGCACAGGCUCCAGGCUCUGUGAGCAGCAGCUCUUCCGCGUCUCAGAUGGCAAGCGGGAUCAGUCUGGUGUCCUUUAACAGCCGGCCGGACGGCAUGCAUCAGCGCUCGUACUCGGUGUCCAGCGCCGACCAGUGGAGCGACGCCACCGUCAUCGCCAACUCGGGGGUCAGCACAGAUACUGGUCUGGGAGACUCGGUUUGCUCCAGUCCCAGUAUAUCCAGCACUACCAGUCCUAAGAUGGACCCUCCUCCAUCGCCACACGCCAACCGCAAGAAACACCGCCGGAAGAAGAGCACCAGCAAUUUCAAAGCUGAUGUCUUCUCCGGUACAGCGGAAGAGCAAGAAGAGAAUUUUGAGUUCAUCAUUGUGUCACUGACGGGUCAGACAUGGCAUUUUGAAGCAACUUCAUAUGAGGAGCGCGACGCCUGGGUGCAGGCCAUCGAGAGCCAGAUCCUGGCCAGCCUGCAGUCCUGUGAGAGCAGCAAGCAGAAGUCACGUCUGACCAGCCAGUCUGAAGCAAUUGCACUGCAGUCAGUCAGGAAUAUGAGAGGAAACUCUCGCUGCGUGGACUGCGAGGCCCAAAACCCUGACUGGGCCAGCCUGAACCUCGGAGCUCUCAUCUGUAUUGAGUGUUCAGGUAUCCACCGGAACCUCGGCACUCACCUGUCCCGUGUGCGCUCUCUCGACCUGGACGAGUGGCCUCUCGAGCUCAUCAAGGUCAUGUCUGCCAUCGGCAAUGACCUGGCCAAUACUGUGUGGGAGGCCAAUGCACAGGGGCGACUAAAGCUUGCACCUGACGCCAGCAGGGAGGAGCGUGAACGCUGGAUCCGGGCUAAGUACGAGCAGAAGAUGUUUGUGGCGUCUCUGCCGUGUGUGGAGCUGACGCUCGGGCAACAGCUGCUGCGUGCUACCGCCGAAGAGGACCUGCGCUUAGUGGUGCUGCUGCUCGCACACGGCUCGCGAGAUGAGGUGAACGAGACGUGCGGUGAGGGAGAUGGCCGCACUGCGCUACAUCUGGCCUGCCGUAAGGGCAGUGUGGUGAUCACGCAGCUCCUCAUCUGGUAUGGAGUAGACAUCAUGGCGCGUGACGCCCACGGCAACACGGCGCUGGCGUACGCACGCCAAGCCAACAGUCAGGAGUGUGUGGACGUGUUACUGCAGUACGGCUGCCCGGACGAGCGCUACCCGCUCAUGGCCACGCCCAACCUUUCACGCAGAAACAACAACCGCAACAACAGCUGCAGCAGCACAGGAAGCACCGCCCUUAUCUGACACACACACACACCCUACAUACUCAGAAAUAAACUCACAUACACAGCCAUUUGCAUACACACACACACACACACCCUCACACUAGCACAAAGACACACAGCUCAUCCUCCUCUUUACUAGACGCAGAGAACGACUGACCAUGAUGAUGAAGAUGGAACACUAACAGAACCACUGAGUUUGCACUCGCACUGCCACUAGCUUGUCUUGAGGGUGUUCGUCCUUCCUAGCCAAUCACACAGUCACUCUUACGUCAGGUGACCUGUGUUGGGAGAGUGCCCCGUCCCAGGUCUUCUGGCUGCAUAGCAGCAACGCUGCUGCCUCCGUCCACAAAUGCUGCAAGAUGCAUGAUGGGAGAUGAAGAAGGCGGGGUUAAACCGGGAGCUCAAUGAAUGGCAGGAGACACGUCCGUUUAGACUGCUCCAAGCGACCGGGUCCUCGUGUCGUCUUUCUGCGCGGCUUCUUGCGAGACUGAAAUGGACAGGAAGUGACGCCGGAUCAGUCCCAGAGAUCCUAGAGAACUUGAGCAGUGCUUUCCUGCUUGGUGCUUUUGAAUGCACGUGCUCCGUGUCCUCACCUACUUUUGGCCUCCGCUUCCCCUUUCGGACGAGAGUUUAGUAAAACUGUGUGAAUAUCUGCCCAAUUUCUUUCCCUCUUUUGGUUAAAGUAAUGUGAAAAGACAAUGUCUCAAAGACCUUUUGGAAAACAUCCGAAUAUCACAAGGGUGACAACAUGAAGAGGCUUUUUUUAUUAUUAUUAUUAUUAUUAUUAUUGUUUUUUGAUUGUGAGCGAGUUGGGCAUUUGUGGACCAUGUGAAAAUUGAAAUCUAAUCUGCGUGAAUGGAUGGCACUAGCGUUGUGCUGAAAACUUUUAUUAUUCCGUCGUCUGUUUCGCAGAACUGAAAGGAAUUUCCUACCUGAUUAAUGUCGUCGUUUGUUUUUUUUUCCCUCCCCUCGGCUGCUAACCAACCGCAUGCUUCUUUUUCCGCUGCAAACGAUCAGGUCUUAUUUAGCUGACGAGUCGCGUGAUGACUGACACUAAAGUGACGAGCUUCCGACUCGUCUCGACUGACCGUGUGUGUGUGUGCGCGUGCGUGCAUGAGGCCGAGAGAUUGCAGAGAGUCUUUCUUAUUCACUUUAGCCAUAUUGAUAAUAUUGAUCAAUACAGACUCGUUUCCAAAUGAGGCGACUGGAGCAGGAUCUGACCUCGCAGGCUCGUCGAUAUCAAACGCGCAGUGUCUGCAGUUCCCUCCGUGCUUGAUGACGGAAACAUUAGCGAGGGGGAGAGCCUGCAGCCUCAUUUACCUGUUCUUGCUCAAUAUUAGGUACUCAGGAGAAGCAGGAGAACUCUCCUCUCCAUAUGCUACUUACUUAUUAAUGCCAGAGACUCUUGCACACGUGUGUGUGAGAACGUGAGCGAACGUCGCUUGAGAUGUGCAUACAUUACCCACUCAUUGCUGAGGCCUUGGAGUGCGGAGCCCUGUUCGGCUCAGUGAAGAGAUGGCGCGUCUUUUCCUGUCGGUUUGUCUUCUAUAGAAACUCUUUGGUGGUCAGCUUGGUGAAAAUGAAGGGAAUAUGGUUUUCUUUCCCCCGAAAAAGGCCUUUUAAUGUUCUAGCCUGACUUCCUUGGGCUUGAUGGCAGGCUGUGUCAAUUGAUCAUGCGUGCGUGCGUGUGUGUGUGAGAGAACUAGCCCUCUCUAAUCUUUGUCUCGUUCCCCGAGUGUCUCGUUCUUGACGUCUUUAACGUCCCGUCUCGAGUCGUGUGUUUGUGCUGUACAGGCUCGAGCCCUGACUGACCUGUAUUUAAGCAAUACAAAGCCAGACGAAAGCCAGGCGACUAUCUGAAGUAAUAAUUUUCCCACACCAGUAUUGGCUGCUGUGUGGCUCUGAGAAAUGCAAGACUCUGUUUCAGGUCAUACGUCAUUACGGACGUCGCGUUUAGAAACACGACGCCGCUAGCCUUAGGGUUCGUCGUUGAGCAGGUAACACAAGUCUUUAAGUAGGAAGUAGGAAGAUGUCCGACCUGCCAGGGUUGCUUCAUGGGUUGGAGGGUCGUGUAAGGACGAGGCCUCGUCUCAAAAACCCCUGCGUGUCUUCUAAAGGGCACUACGGGGUGAGACGCGGGUUACAGAGAGUGUACAGAGUUUAUCCAUAGAGCUAAGAUGUAAAGUGUUUGUAUAUAAUGUAGCAGAUCUGUAGAAGUCUCAGCACCAUACACAGUUAUUUAUGACACAGUGCUUUAACGCACACACACACACACACACACACAUUCUAAUUCUAAUAACCAACCCACACUUAUCGCACCCACUUCAUGUCCUUUCUGUGAAAGCCUGACUUUUUGUUUUUUGGCCCCUUUUUUUUUUUUUUCUUUCCCCGCAUGCAUGAAUGUAAAUUUCCUCAUAAAUGACUGACGGGUGAUCAUUUAACCGGAUACCUUUUCUGACGUCGCCUGAUUGACCUUUUUGUUUAUCUUUGGGAAGGUAACAUUUCAAAUAGUGGUCAGUUUCACUCGUCGUAUGACCGUAUGAUCUAGAACUGGAAAAAGAAUGAAGGAGUCGCACAGCCACCUACUCAACCAAUAGCGUAAGAGCAACCAAAGCAGACUCGGAUCUGAGCGAUCGCGGGUUUCUAAGUCCUGUUUUCAGCUGCUUACAUGCAUCCAUGAUUUUAGAUCAGUAUCUGCUUGCCAUGUAGCUGUCACGUUCUGUACAUAGCUGUAAAAAAAAAUAAAAUAAAUAAUAAUAAUAAAGAAAAAAAAAGGGUGAAACAUCAUGUUUUUGCUUUGUUGUUGUUGUUGUUGUUUUUCUUUUAAUUGUUUUUAUUACCUCAUUUUGUCGACAGUAUCCUUGAUGCGUCCAGACCCGAGAGACCUGAUUAUUUAUGAGCGAAUAUGCUAAUCUAAAAGGGGAGGGGCUCUCACACUACUUUUCUUUUUUGUAUUGGCAUCACAAUUACGUCAUUUAUGAUUCCGAUUGUCCUUGUUGUAUAUCUAAUGAUUAUUAUUAUUAUUAUUAUUAUUAUUAUUAUUGAGUUUGUGUCAGCUGUACAGUUCUGUGUUGAAAAAUUAUACCUGAUGCAGAGUCUUAUACUGUAACGUGUCUCCUUUCAAUAAAGAAAAUUACUUCGUAAUAUAA